Molecule: messenger RNA, 3221 nt
Organism: Hermetia illucens (black soldier fly)
Lineage: Eukaryota; Metazoa; Arthropoda; Insecta; Diptera; Stratiomyidae
Gene: Hsf
Product: heat shock factor protein
Exons: 11
Coding region: 299-2314 (671 amino acids)
Biological process (GO): regulation of DNA-templated transcription
Molecular function (GO): DNA-binding transcription factor activity; sequence-specific DNA binding
Source: RefSeq, a predicted model, not a curated record
ACUUUCAACCUGGUGAUUCUUCGACUAGUGUCGUCGUUGUAAAUCGUGCAAAGACUCGGAAGAAAAAAUAUAUAAGGAAUACUAUUGAAAGUGAGAUUUGAUUUCGUGUUUUCAUCGAGAGAUUUCCCAGUGUUAUCUGAACAAUAUAUCGAGUGUGGUACAGUUGUGGUUUUCGUUUAGUGAGAGGAACUGAAUUUUAUAGGACACGAGUGGAACUCAGCAACGCAGGAAGGGCCACCGCAAGACGAAUAACAUUUGACAGUCUCAUUCCGACUGGCGUUCGAGCGAUAAUAAUAAUAUGCACACUUUCAACGAGACGGGGACCGGAGUCCCUGCCUUUCUGGCGAAAUUGUGGCGUUUAGUGGAGGAUCCAGAGACGAAUCAUUUGAUCUACUGGAAUCGGGAUGGUCGUAGCUUCAUAAUUCAAAAUCAAGCUCAAUUUGCUCGAGAAUUGCUUCCGAUGAAUUACAAACACAACAACAUGGCAAGCUUUAUUCGGCAGCUUAACAUGUAUGGCUUUCACAAAAUCACAUCAAUUGACAAUGGUGGAUUGAAAUUCGACCGCGAUGAAAUGGAGUUCUCCCAUCCGUGCUUCAAACGUGGAUAUCCCUAUCUUUUAGAACAUAUCAAACGCAAGAUUGCGACAGCAAAAACCCUUGACGAAAAGUCCUCAUUGAAACCGGAAGCAGUAAGCAAAGUUUUGAAUGAAGUGAAAGUGAUGCGUGGAAGGCAGGAUUCUCUAGAUUCGCGAUUUUCAGCUAUGAAACAGGAAAACGAAGCCUUAUGGCGCGAAAUAGCAGUCUUACGACAAAAGCAUAUGAAGCAACAGCAAAUCGUUAAUAAGCUUAUUCAAUUCUUAGUGACAAUCGUACAGCCUUCAUCACGUAACAUGACCGGAGUAAAGAGAAAUUUCCAGCUGAUGAUAAACGACGUGCCGCAAUCUUCUAAAGUUCGAAAACGUACCAGUAGCAAUUCGGGUCCUGUUAUUCACGAGCUUACGGAAGAGUUGCUUGACGAGGUCGCUCAUAACGAUGAUGACUUGAUGCCACAGAGUCCAAACGUGAUGUCACCUAGUGCAGGCAGUUGCGCUGAUCCAAGUGAAAUAAAUGACGAUUUAGCUCGGCCCGGUUCCACGUUGAGUGUUGGCAGUUUCCCAGAAUCAAAUCACGGCGAGGAAUUUCUACCAUCGCCCAGCACUCAUGCACCCAGUACAUCACAAAUAACAGACCCUGAAACUGAACCAGUUGUUUAUCACAUCACCGAAUUGCCGGAAACCUCUUCAUAUGAAGAAGCUACAAAGUCUCCAGUGACACAAAGAGUAAUGCUGCGUGCAUCAACCCGUCGGGGACGCAAACGAAAGCAUACAGAAACAGAAUCUAGCGAAUCUGCAAGCACGGACCAAACUUCGAAGGCUACCCAAAGUAAUAAGAAAAAACAAACUGAAACAGCCGAUGAGACGGUAGUUGUUAAAACGGAGAAGGAUAUUAAUCCAUUAUCGUUCUUAUCUGAUCCCAAUCAAGUUGAUCAAGUUGAGGUAGAUCCACAACUUAUGGAUGUUUUGACGGCAACGGUUGAUGGUAAUGAUAAUAGUGGAUUGAUUGCACGCGGCAGUGGAACGAGUAACGACAACCAGACAUAUAUUAAUCAGAAUGAUUUCAUAAACCAAGAGAUGCCUGCUGACUUAUUCGAGCAGGAAACAUCAAUACCGGAUGAUUUCAAUCUUGCGAGCGGUGCUUACAAUGAAAAUCUUGAUUUUCUGAAAUCCCAAAAUAAUAGCCCCGUAACGGAAAGCAACGAUGCAUCGACUUCUAAAAGUGUCGUUAGCACUGGCCGAAGAGUUCCGGAUUUGCCUCGCAGUUUGUCUAUUACGAAAUACAGCAAUGAUGACAUUUUGCGUUUCAAUUCGCCACGCGACAUCACAACACAUUUGGAUACUGUUCAGGGCGAUUUGGACACUUUGAAAGAUUUGUUGCGCGCAGACAACUAUACAUUUGAUGCGAACACGUUACUCAAUAAUCAGGCAACAAAUGAUCGAAUAACUUUACAUCCAUCAUUCGAUAGUGAGGCUAUAGCAAAGCUCUUUGGCGAUUCUGAUGUUUUGGGACUCUCCGGACUACCGACCGAUCAACAGAGUUUGGAUGUUAACAAAAAAGGCAAUGAACUGAUGACAUACCAACCAUCAACCUACUAUGCUGGAGAUUUAUCGGACAUGUUGAAUUUGGAUUCUGAAACAUUACCAAAAAAUACAGAAUACGAUGAAAAACAAAACGGUAACACAUCCACAUUGAACACUCCCAUGCCGGAACGAGAUUAAAGUCAUAGUUUUAACAUAAAAGUGUUUUUGAACAGAGUUUACAUGAUUUUUAUACGGAUUUCACGGACAGGAAUAUGAGGAAAAUAAUUAUUAACAAAUUGAGAAUUUUGCAUGAAGUGCGCUAGUGAGAAUGGCGAAAGGUCUAGAAUAUUUAGCAACGCUAAUACAUAUACUAUCGAAAACUAUUUAAGGAUACUCUUUCUAGUUUGUUUCUCUUUGUUACAUGGAUUCAAUAGUUCACAGACAAACGUUUCUUAAGAUUCUGUUUUUGGUAUUUUAUUCUCCGUUUUUUUUUUCUCUCGUAAUAUAGUCUUUAAGUUUUGCCACAUAACUUUUAUUAAUAUUCGUUAUGGUCCAGUUGAUGUUUAUAUGAUGUAAGCUUCGUUUUAGAUACAGACAAAUGAGGAGGGGGAGCGUCAUUGAAUAAUCUAUUUUUGUAUAUGGCUAAGAAAAGGACAAGGCUAAUUCAGUAUUUGAGAAUGAAUUAGAAUGAAAGUGUGUUUCAGGUUCAAUAAUUGAGGUUUUGCAGGUCGAUUCCACUCGAAACUCGAAUGAAAAUUAUUCCCUUAUUAUGCUCACCUCGUUAGCUUCACUUACAAUAUUUGAGCGUCAGUAAAUUUGAAAGCAUUGACUAAGUAACAAUAUCACAACAGCUACGCUCCUGACAUAAUAUUCUAAUUUAAUUCUCAAUUACAAAGUUAUAUUUUAAUAUACUUAGUUCUAUCCACAUUUUGUAUAUUUGCACCCUAAUAUGUUUAUAGCAGUUGACAACAGUAAUAAAAGUUACUUUGAAAGUGCGAAAUAGAUUGUAUGAUCAACGCAGAACAGAUCUUUUUUGUAUAGUCAAAUAUUCCAUAUAAAGCAAUAAAAUGUUUUCAACAUUUAUGGAAUAAAAAUCUAAACCCGA